CGGCCCGGGGUGGAGCGAGGCCGAGCGGAGCGCUGCGCCCCAGAGGAGGAGGCGGCGGAGGAGGCGGGCGGCCGUGCGUGAGUCGGUGGCGGCGAGGGCGCAGCGGGGCCCGCUCGGCUCCAUGCGCAAAGGCUGCGAGGGAGAGAGCCAGGAGGCGGCGGCGGCGGCGGCCAUGGCGGGGCUCCACUGAAGAAGGCAGCGGGAGGAGGAGGAGGAGGAGGAGGAGGAAGGGAGGCGGCGGCGGCGAGCGCAAUCUCCGCAUUCCCUCCCCGCCAUCCCUGGGCUGCGCUCUGCCCGGACUCCGUCCUGCCUUCCUUUAUGCGCCGCUGAGCACUCGGGCCAUCCCCAGCGCGGCGGCUGCUGCUGCGGGGGUGCGCGCGCGGCCCGGGGCGCGUGGGGCGGGGGGGCUCCUCCGGUCUCCCCGCUGAAAAAGCCCUCCUUUCGCCCCCUGGUUGCUUUUGCCUUGCUGGGAGGGGUGCGCGUGGCAAACAAAGAGCCAGACGCCCGGCGCGGAGGGGAGAGCGGGGAGCAGCCGCGCUGCAGACGGGAGAGGGCGGGCGGGCGAGCCGGAGGGAGAUCUCCUCGGAUCGAGCAUGGCGGAUCGCAGCCUCGAGAGCCUCUCGCUGCCGCUGGAGGUGCGAGCCCGGCUGGCCGAGCUGGAGCUGGAAUUGUCGGAAGGUGACAUCACACAGAAGGGCUAUGAAAAGAAGAGAUCAAAAUUAAUUGGCGCCUAUUUGCCACAACCUCCAGCGGCGAAUGGAGCUGCUGCGGUACGGUGUAGACUGCAGCACAGUGAAGGGGCCACGAGGAGGACGCUCCGCACUAGCAACCUUGGGGUCUGUGACAUCCGGGAAGCAGCAGCUAGAGAGCGUACAGCACCCCACAGCACGGCGGCAAACCGGCCUCUCUUUUACUUUCGCUUUGGAGUGGAUCAAGCACUGCCACAAGAACGGCGAACUCCCAUUACCCCCUCCUCCUCCUCUCGCUACCAUCGACGCAGGUCCUCAGGGUCACGUGAUGAGCGCUACCGGUCAGAUGUCCAUACAGAAGCCGUCCAGGCAGCUCUUGCAAAACAUAAAGAAAGGAAAAUGGCGGUGCCCAUGCCAUCCAAGCGACGCUCGUUGGUUGUACAGACCUCAAUGGAUGCUUACACGCCUCCAGAUACCUCAUCUGGUUCAGAAGACGAAGGCUCUGUACAAGGUGAUUCCCAGGGAACUCCAACCUCAAGCCAAGGGAGUAUAAAUAUGGAACACUGGAUCAGCCAAGCAAUCCAUGGCUCGACCACAUCUACAACUUCUUCAUCCUCAACGCAAAGUGGAGGCAGUGGAGCUGCACAUAGGCUAGCGGACGUAAUGGCACAAACGCAUAUAGAAAAUCAUUCUGCACCUCCAGAUGUUACUACUUACACGUCAGAACACUCAAUACAAGUAGAAAGACCACAGGGUUCAACGGCGAGGGUGGCUCCCAAAUAUGGAAAUGCUGAACUUAUGGAAACCGGGGAUGGAGUUCCAGUGAGCAGCAGAGUGUCGGCAAAGAUUCAGCAGCUGGUCAACACCCUAAAACGACCCAAGCGGCCACCAUUACGAGAGUUCUUUGUGGAUGACUUCGAAGAAUUAUUAGAAGUUCAACAGCCAGACCCAAACCAACCAAAGCCAGAGGGAGCUCAGAUGUUGGCUAUGCGAGGGGAACAACUGGGCGUGGUUACAAAUUGGCCUCCAUCUCUUGAAGCAGCAUUACAACGAUGGGGAACGAUUUCUCCUAAAGCUCCUUGCCUAACCACUAUGGACACCAAUGGAAAACCACUAUAUAUUCUCACUUACGGCAAACUUUGGACACGUAGUAUGAAGGUCGCAUACAACAUUCUGCAUAAAUUAGGCACGAAGCAAGAGCCAAUGGUGCGGCCAGGAGACCGGGUAGCGCUAGUAUUUCCCAACAAUGAUCCUGCUGCUUUUAUGGUAGCCUUUUAUGGUUGCCUACUUGCGGAAGUUGUCCCAGUUCCUAUUGAAGUGCCACUUACCCGAAAGGAUGCAGGAAGUCAACAGAUAGGCUUCUUGCUCGGAAGCUGUGGCGUUACUGUGGCCUUGACUAGCGACGCAUGCCAUAAAGGACUGCCUAAAAGCCCUACUGGGGAAAUACCACAGUUUAAAGGCUGGCCAAAGCUGCUAUGGUUUGUCACAGAAUCAAAACACCUUUCGAAACCUCCUCGAGACUGGUUCCCACAUAUCAAAGAUGCAAAUAACGACACAGCUUACAUUGAGUACAAAACCUGUAAAGAUGGAAGUGUUCUUGGGGUGACGGUGACAAGAAUUGCGCUGCUCACCCACUGCCAAGCCCUUACGCAGGCCUGUGGAUACACAGAAGCUGAAACCAUUGUGAAUGUAUUAGAUUUCAAGAAAGAUGUAGGUUUGUGGCAUGGGAUUCUUACGAGUGUUAUGAACAUGAUGCAUGUUAUAAGCAUCCCAUAUUCUUUAAUGAAGGUAAACCCGCUUUCUUGGAUACAGAAAGUCUGCCAGUAUAAAGCAAAAGUUGCUUGUGUAAAAUCUAGGGACAUGCACUGGGCAUUAGUAGCACAUCGAGAUCAACGGGACAUCAACCUUUCAUCGCUCCGAAUGCUAAUAGUUGCUGAUGGCGCCAACCCAUGGUCAAUUUCAUCGUGUGAUGCGUUUCUCAAUGUCUUCCAAAGCAAAGGGCUGAGGCAAGAGGUCAUCUGCCCUUGUGCUAGUUCGCCGGAGGCCCUCACCGUGGCUAUUAGAAGGCCGACAGAUGACAGCAAUCAGCCACCAGGCAGAGGAGUCCUGUCCAUGCACGGUCUCACGUAUGGAGUCAUUAGAGUGGAUUCUGAAGAAAAGCUUUCUGUUCUAACGGUGCAAGAUGUUGGCUUAGUGAUGCCAGGAGCCAUAAUGUGUGCAGUGAAGCCAGAUGGGGUACCCCAGCUCUGUCGGACAGAUGAAGUAGGUGAACUCUGCGUGUGUGCCAUGGCCACGGGAACAUCCUAUUACGGACUCUCUGGGAUGACGAAAAACACGUUUGAGGUGUUCCCUAUGACCAGUUCAGGAGCUCCAAUCAGUGAAUAUCCUUUUAUAAGAACUGGAUUGCUGGGAUUUAUCGGCCCAGGCGGACUGGUUUUUGUUGUUGGCAAAAUGGAUGGCCUGAUGGUUGUCAGCGGACGGCGGCACAACGCAGAUGACAUCGUAGCGACGGCAUUGGCUGUGGAGCCUAUGAAGUUUGUUUAUAGGGGAAGAAUAGCAGUGUUUUCGGUGAGCGUCCUUCACGAUGAGAGGAUAGUUAUUGUCGCAGAGCAAAGACCUGAUUCCACGGAGGAAGACAGCUUUCAGUGGAUGAGUCGAGUGCUACAGGCUAUAGAUAGUAUUCAUCAAGUUGGGGUUUACUGCUUAGCACUGGUGCCAGCGAACACACUCCCAAAGACUCCCCUAGGUGGUAUCCAUUUAUCAGAAACAAAGCAACUUUUCCUAGAAGGCGCACUGCAUCCCUGUAACGUCCUGAUGUGUCCACAUACCUGCGUAACAAACCUGCCCAAACCAAGGCAAAAGCAACCAGAAAUUGGCCCUGCCUCUGUGAUGGUGGGGAAUCUGGUCUCUGGGAAAAGAAUUGCUCAGGCGAGUGGCAGAGAUUUGGGGCAAAUAGAAGAUAAUGAUCAAGCCAGAAAGUUCCUGUUUCUCUCAGAAGUCUUACAGUGGAGAGCGCAAACAACUCCUGACCAUGUGCUUUAUACGCUACUAAAUUGUAGGGGAACAAUAGCAAACUCUCUUACGUGUGUUCAGCUACAUAAGCGAGCUGAAAAGAUAGCAGUUAUGUUGAUGGAAAGGGGUCACUUACAAGAUGGCGACCACGUUGCUUUGGUCUACCCUCCAGGGAUAGAUCUGAUCGCUGCAUUUUACGGGUGUUUGUACGCAGGCUGUGUGCCUAUAACAGUUCGACCUCCGCAUCCGCAAAACAUUGCAACCACGUUGCCUACGGUGAAGAUGAUUGUGGAGGUCAGUCGUUCUGCCUGUUUAAUGACAACGCAAUUAAUAUGUAAAUUGUUGAGGUCACGAGAGGCAGCUGCCGCGGUGGAUGUCAGAACAUGGCCCCCCAUAUUAGACACAGAUGAUUUGCCAAAGAAACGGCCUCCUCAGAUCUACAAACCUUCUAACCCUGACAUGCUGGCUUACCUUGAUUUCAGUGUAUCCACAACUGGAAUGCUAGCUGGGGUGAAGAUGUCUCAUGCAGCCACUAGUGCCUUUUGUCGUUCUAUUAAGCUGCAGUGUGAGCUUUAUCCUUCUAGAGAAGUUGCUAUCUGUUUGGACCCUUACUGUGGACUUGGGUUCGUCCUUUGGUGCCUCUGUAGCGUUUAUUCAGGGCACCAGUCUAUUUUGAUUCCUCCCUCAGAACUGGAGACCACACCUGCGCUCUGGCUCUUGGCUGUGAGUCAGUACAAAGUGAGAGACACUUUUUGCUCUUACUCGGUCAUGGAGCUCUGUACCAAGGGGCUGGGUUCACAAACAGAAUCUCUGAAGCAAAGAGGACUGGACCUCUCAAGGGUACGGACAUGUGUGGUCGUGGCAGAAGAACGGCCUCGGAUCGCUCUGACGCAGUCUUUCUCAAAGCUUUUCAAAGAUUUGGGCCUUCACCCCCGGGCUGUGAGCACAUCGUUUGGCUGCAGAGUUAACCUGGCCAUAUGUUUGCAGCCACACAGGCUGGGGAAGCUGGCUGAGCAGGGGACGUCAGGGCCAGAUCCAACUACUGUGUAUGUUGACAUGAGGGCCCUAAGACACGACAGAGUGCGUUUAGUAGAAAGAGGAUCCCCUCAUAGUUUACCUCUCAUGGAAUCUGGAAAGAUCCUCCCUGGAGUUCGUAUCAUUAUUGCUAAUCCAGAAACAAAGGGGCCCUUGGGAGAUUCUCAUCUUGGAGAGGUGAGUCACAGGCUAAGCCUGGGUUGGUAGCGAAUUGUCUGAGUUGGUGGAGGAAGGAUGGAAGGUAGCUUUUAGUCAUUUAUCUUAACAAGCGUCAAGCCAUCUCUAGCAGAUACGAACCACACAGCUUUGUGGAGAUGUGCGCGAAGUGCCUGGAACAUUGUGAAUUUUUACUUCCUUCGUCACAGCUGAGAACUGUGAGCCCCCUGCGGCUCCAUCCAAAGAUUAUGAUGCAGUUGCAUCGGAGCCCACAGCAACCUUGCCACACCCCACCAAUCAUGGGGCAGUGUGCCAACAGCUCCUCAGUGAUAGGCUGACUGAAAUAAUCGACUGCUGCAUUCUAGCUUUGCCCCCUGGCAUGUCCCUGAUGCCUCCUCCUGCUGCCCACAAUCUGAACACAGCAAGGAAGGGAACACUGAAAAUAACACUGUAGUGUAACUGGGAGGAACCUUGAAGUUUACGCCUGGAGGUCCUCAGAUGUGGAUUCAAGCCCUUCCUGCAACCCUGUUCCUUGGUACUGGAAGGUCUGGUACAGGAAGGAACCCAAUGGCUGCUCCAUCCUGAGCAUUUGUAGGCUUCUUUAGCUUCCUCAGCCGAGUUAGGGACGCUCCUCUCCGGCACGCAGUUCAGCUCUUGGGUUGGGCAGUGUUCAGAAGCAGCAAUCUUUUGCCAGGCAAGAGGAACGCAGAUACAGGGACAGCCACAAAGAAACAUUCACAGAAAGCAUUAUUGCCAGCUUCCCACUGAGAAAAGGC
This is a messenger RNA of Sphaerodactylus townsendi, 5668 nucleotides long. RefSeq names its product disco interacting protein 2 homolog C (gene DIP2C). NCBI's taxonomy places the organism in Eukaryota, Metazoa, Chordata, Lepidosauria, Squamata, Sphaerodactylidae. The coding region runs from base 594 to 4943 and encodes 1449 amino acids. The transcript has 36 exons. The record is from RefSeq and is a predicted model, not a curated record.